AUGUCCAAUCCUCACAUGAAUCUUCGCGGGCUCGACUCAAAGAGCCAUGUUGAUGUCAAAAGACGUGCUGCCCAGUACUCAAGAAUAGCAUCAUUUAUGAAUGCAGAUCCAGACGAAAUCGCAUUUGGUCUUUCAACAACCGGUCUGCUCAGAACCUUGACCAACUCACUUCGCCCAAAUCUCAAUUCAGACUCUGAGAUUGUUGUUUCUGUUCUCUGCCAUGAAGCUGGAAUCACUGCAUGGCGAGCCUUGGCAAAGAGUCUCGGCAUAGUCAUCAAGUGGUGGGCUCCACCAAAGGGCUAUGGUACAGACCCCAGGCUCACUCUUGCAUCACUUCGGCCUCUGUUAUCUCCCAAAACAAGACUUGUUGCUUGUGGACAUGUGUCGAACGUCACUGGGACGAUUGAGCCCAUAAAGGACAUCGCAGACCUUGUCCAUACUAUCCCGGGUGCCAUGGUAUGCGUCGAUGGGGUAGCUUGGGCUCCCCAUCGUCCAAUUGACGUCAAGAGUCUUGACGUCGACUUUUAUAUCUUCAGUUGGUACAAGGCCUUUGGUCCUCAUCUUUCCCAGAUAUAUGCUCGUCGACGUGUUCAACAGCGCUUCCUAUCCAGCCUCAAUCACUAUUUCUUCGAACCCAAUACCUUGUCCGUCAAGCUUGGCCUUGGAAAUCACUGCAUUGAGCUGGAACAUUCCGUUGUACCCAUUAUCAACUAUCUAGAGGACCAAGUCGGCUGGGAGUCCAUCGUUGGUCACGAGCAGGCCAUCACUGGAUAUCUUCUUGACUACCUGACAUCCAACCCAGACAUGUAUACUGUUUAUGGGUCUCACUCUUCAGAUCCCAACGAUCGAGUGUCUUUGGUCAGCUUCUCUGUGAAUGGGCUUUCAUCGGAUCGAGUGGCGCAGGAGGUCCACGAAACAUCGGCAUGUCGCUUGAUAAGUGGAGAUUGCUGGUCACCUCGUACAGUCUACGAUGUUUUGGGACGUGGAGAUGACGGUAUUAUACGGGCAAGUCUGGUGCAUUACAACACUAUGGAUGAGAUGAGAACCUUUACACAAGUCUUGGACCAAGCAGUGCGUCGCUUGAGACACAGGGACUCUCCUCCAUCGGCUGUUCAUGCUGCUGCUGGUUAG
Molecule: messenger RNA, 1131 nt
Organism: Fusarium pseudograminearum CS3096
Lineage: Eukaryota; Fungi; Ascomycota; Sordariomycetes; Hypocreales; Nectriaceae
Exons: 2
Coding region: 1-1131 (376 amino acids)
Source: RefSeq, a predicted model, not a curated record